This is a messenger RNA of Danaus plexippus (monarch butterfly), 3636 nucleotides long. Its product is annotated as proton-coupled amino acid transporter-like protein pathetic. Gene Ontology annotation, biological process: amino acid transmembrane transport. The coding region runs from base 604 to 1929 and encodes 441 amino acids. The record is from RefSeq and is a predicted model, not a curated record. Gene Ontology annotation, molecular function: amino acid transmembrane transporter activity. The transcript is spliced from 5 exons. Gene Ontology annotation, cellular component: vacuolar membrane. NCBI's taxonomy places the organism in Eukaryota, Metazoa, Arthropoda, Insecta, Lepidoptera, Nymphalidae.
ACGGACCAUCCUCAGCCUCGAUCACGUGAUCACCUAUCAGCUUUAACAGCCAGUGUGUAAAUAAUAACUUUUCUUCAGUUUGAUCUGAUUCAUUUUGUGUUAUACUGCUUGUAAGAACGAUAAGAGCAUGCUUCACAGCUUUAUAUUAUUUUGGCAAGUUGUUUUAACAUUGGAAUAUAGUAAAAAGGGAAGGAAGUACUGUAAUAAUAUUGACAUUUUUGUUCAACAGGACAUUGAAAAGACAUUAUUAUAUAUAUUAUCAAGUUUAUGAAAUGUUUUCGUUAUUAUCCAUUUUAAACUGUCACAGCGACGCUGAUGGUAGCGUCGCGGGCGCCUUAGACCCGAGCAUUUUUUUUAUUGAUAUGUUUUAUCGUUAAAAUGGUAUUUUAUAUUGUAUGUUGACUGUUAAGUACUCGCUCCUUAUUGCGAGCUAAUAAUUACGCCCGACGCCGUUCGGAGACGAUCCGGGAAGACGUGAGGAGCUUCCACCAGAUUAAAGUCGUUCGUCGACCUUGAUCAUCUUGCAAUGGACUCAUACACCGGUACAAAGUUGAUCCAAAUGAGAUUCCGGUGGAACAACAGGCGGGCUCGACCCUCCCUCUCAUGGAAAUACCCGGUCGGGAUAUUGAGGCAGACGAGGACUAUAACCCCUUCGACCACAGAAAACUGGCUCACCCCACUUCGGACAUGGAUACUCUUAUCCAUUUGCUCAAGGGAUCGUUGGGUAGUGGUAUAUUGGCCAUGCCCAUGGCCUUCAUGAACGCUGGUCUCUACUUCGGUCUAGUGGCGACCUUCCUUAUCGGUGGCAUUUGCACGUACUGCGUCCACGUGUUGGUCAAAACGUCUCACGAACUCUGUAAGCGGAUACAAAAACCCUCCCUAGGAUUCGCAGAGACAGCGGAGGCCGCAUUCUUAUCAGGACCACCAGCUGUUCACAAAUUUUCGAGACUCGCCAAAGCUAUAAUAAAUUGGUUCCUCGUAGUGGACUUAUUGGGCUGCUGCUGCGUCUACAUCGUAUUUAUUUCAACAAACGUUAAGCAAGUAGUAGACUUCUAUGCCGAGAAAAGUGACUGGCUCCACCACGACUUGGAUUUGCGUAUAUACAUGGUUGCGUUGCUUCCGUUCCUCAUUGCAAUGAACCUCAUUAGGAAUCUCAAGUAUCUGGCACCGUUCUCCAUGAUUGCGAAUCUUUUAGUCGGAACCGGGAUGGGCAUCACCUUCUAUUACCUAUACCAAGAUAUUCCAAGCAUCAGUGACCGUAAACCCUUCGCUGGAUUCGAGCGCCUUCCUACUUUCUUUGGUACCGCUAUCUUCGCUCUUGAGGGUAUUGGCGUCGUGAUGCCAUUAGAGAAUAACAUGAAAACACCUACUCACUUCAUCGGCUGCCCCGGAGUCCUGAAUACUGGCAUGUUCUUCGUAGUCUCCCUUUAUGCCAUUGUAGGAUUCUCUGGAUACCUCAAAUACGGUGAUGCAACUGGAGCUAGUAUUACUUUGAACUUGCCCCAAGACGAAGUGUUGGGCCAGAGUGUGAAAUUGAUGAUCGCUGUUGCUAUCUUCUUCACGUACAGUCUUCAGUUUUACGUCCCCAUGGAAAUCAUCUGGAAGAACGUUCGUCACAUGUUCGGCUCCAAGAAGAAUAUUGCUGAGUACAGCAUCAGGAUCGGCAUCGUCAUCAUGACCCUCUGCACUGCCAUUGCCAUCCCAAACCUGGGCCCGUUCAUCUCGUUGGUUGGCGCCGUCUGCCUCUCCUUCUUGGGUCUCAUUUUUCCAGCAGUCAUCGAAACCGUCACCUUUUGGGACCGACCCAACGGUCUCGGUCGUUUCAACUGGGUCCUUUGGAAGAACCUUUUCUUAAUCUGCUUCGGUAUCCUCGGCUUCCUCACAGGUUCCUAUGUUAGUAUUUUAGAUAUAAUCAAGGGUGAAGACUAACCCGAAAGACUAAGAUAGAUUAAGGCUCAAAUUGGGUUUUUAAGGGCUAAGUUUUAUGUGUAAUUUGCUUUUUAGUUUCAUUAUAUCAUAUUAAAGUAUUCUUUUAGAGUUUCUAGUAGCAGCGAGCUCAUCGAGGCUCGAUUGUUAGUAUUUUUCUUUUAUUAGUAUUAUACCCAAUAAAAAUCGUAGUUUGCGCGAAGCGGGUUGUGUUUUAUUAUGAUUAUAUUUAGCCCCGAAUCUCUGUAGCCAUAGAUGUAAGCUAAUGUAGAUAUCCAACUUUAUACAUGUGUGAGAAAUUUCUAGUGCAUUAUCGAAAUGUGAUAAAAUAUUAGGUUACGUGAGAGCUAUUAUCAUUGCUAUCUAUAUAAAAAUAUUAAAAAUGAUACUUUCCUUAAAAGUUGACAACGAGUAACAAUUUGAAAUAUUUUGGAUUCUUUUGAAUUUUUUUGUAAAACUGAUCAUAUUGUGAUUAAGGCAUACUGAAAGCAUUUACAUAUUUUGUAUGGUCGAGUGACUGAUUACACUAGCCAAUAAAAUGUAAUGUUACUUAUGAAGUGAGGACAAAAUUUAUAUAGAUAUAUAAAUAUAAUGUGUAUUUUUAUGAUAAAGCUUGCGUUGACGUUUGUUAGGUACACGAAUUGUGAUAAUGAAAGUUAAUAGUAAUGUAAUUUUAUCAUUUGGCAUAAAAAUUUACAACUUCGAAUAUAUAACACAAAACAAUGAAGAGAUAUCAAAUACUCUGACAAAAUAUACUGUCUUUGAUGUUACAUCUGACGCGUUGGAUCAUUGGGCAUGACUGCUAUUCUUAACGUAAAAUUUAUGAAAUAUACCAAAUAUUUGUUGGCUUUGAGAUUUAGAAUAAAAAAUUAAAUUUAAUAUUUUAAUAUCGACAUCAAUUUAAACAGUUAUAGGAAAGUUAUGAAGCACUUUAUAUAUAUAUAUUUGUAUGACCUUGUGAUAGGUAUUACGCAUGCUAAUGUAUUUAGUAUAUUGUUGUGUUUUAAAUUAUAUGUAUUUUUAUACAUGAAUUGUAUAAGGUGAUGAAAAUUCUCGGUUUGGGUCCUUUUGCCUGAGAGUAGUACGUAAUUUAUGCACCGAAGUUACUGUAAACUUUCCUACCGUGUAUAUUAUUGUUUCAUUGACAAAAUAAUAAUAUACUUGAUAUAGGAUUGUCUUAUAAAAUGUUCUUUUAAUUUGUAAUUUUUCCUUAAGCACUUUUUUUUAAAUUACUCUAAAUAUAACAAAGUGUACUGUGUGAUUUCGACGUUUAUUUGCAACAAAGGCUAUAAUUCCUUUCGGUCCGCGAAAAACAUUAUAAAUCAAUAGAAACAUUUCUCUUGAUGAACCUACGAAGUAUAAUUUGUUAUAAUCGGUGCAAGUACAUCAUCUCAUAUAGUGUCGAUUGCGGCUGAGCCGAAUAAAAACGUUAUGUCUACAUAUAUUAAGCCUCAAAAAUUAUAAAAAUACAGCUAACAAGAUGGUUUUGUAUGUCAAUUCAUUGAGCAUCUACUCUUUCGUAAAACUUAUCUACUGUAACUAUUGAGUUAACAAAUAGAACCUGCAACGUAAUUAUAUUUAACACGUAAAUAUUAAGGUUUUCUUAUUUUAAGAACAUUAUUCCUAUGUAAUAUUUUUUGAGGUGGCGUCCGCCUUUCGAAAAAGUAGUGAUUGUUUUGUUACAGUAUUAAAUAAAUCAAUUUAAGGGAA